AACAAGAUGGCGGCGGCGUGUCGGGCGCGGAAGGGGGAGGCGGCCCGGAGCGCCCGCGAGUGAGGCGCGGGGCGGCGAAGGGAGCGCGGGCGGCGGAACUUGCUGUCGCGGCCUUGGAUGGGCUGGGCCCCCCUCGCCGCUCCGCCUCCUCCACACGCGCGGCGGCCGCGGCGAGGGGGACGCGCCGCCCGGGGCCCGGCACCUUCGGGAACCCCCCGCCCCGGAGCCUGCGGCCUGUGCCGCUUCAGCCGCCCGGGGCCCCGUGGAGCCCCCGCCGCCGCGCCGUCCCGCGGACCGGACGCUGAGGGCACUCGGGGUGGGGCGCGCGCUCGGGCAGACGUUUGCGGGGAGGGGGCGCCUGCUUGGCCCCGGCGACCACCGCGGGGGUCGCGAGUCGGCUCGGGGGGUGCCCAGUGCGGGCCCUCGCGGGCGCCGGGCAGCGACCAGCCCUGAGCGGAGCUGUUGGCCGCGGCGGGAGGCUGCCCGGACGCCCCCACCCCCCCGAACGCUCGCCCGGGCCGUCGGGAGUCGGCGCCCCCCGGGAGGUCCUCUCGGUAGUCCGCGGCGGAGCGUUUGCGGCUGGGACAGGCGGCGGGACCCGCGCGUCGCCGGAGACACCCCCAGCGAAGUUGGGCUCUCCAGGUGUGGGAGUCCCGGGGGGCAGCGACGUCGCGGACCCCGCCUGUGGGAUGGGCGGCCCGGAGAAGACCGCGCUUGGCCGUGUUCACGCUUGUCCGUGGGCCUGAGGUCCCCGGAGGAUGACCUAGCACUGAGAAGCCCCGGCCGGCCUACCCAGGGCCUCCGAGGACAAAGUUGACCCCGACCGGGCCGUUCCCCAGUUCCGAGGCCCGGGUCCCACUGCAACUCGCGUCUGAGCCGCCGUCCCGGACGCCCGGUGCCCGCGGGUCUGCAGACCCUGCACCGGGCUCGGACUCGCAGCCGGGACUGACGUGUAGGACAAUCGUUUCUGUUGGAAGAAGGGUUUUUCCCUUCCUUUUGGGGUUUUUGUUGCCUUUUUUUCUUUCUUUUUUCUUUGUAAAAUUUUGGAGAAGGGAAGUCGGAACACAAGGACCGCUCACCCGCGGACUCAGGGCUGGCGGCGGGACUCCAGGACCCUGGGUCCAGCAUGGAGGUGGUGGACCCGCAGCAGCUGGGCAUGUUCACGGAGGGCGAGCUGAUGUCGGUGGGCAUGGACACAUUCAUCCACCGCAUCGACUCCACCGAGGUCAUCUACCAGCCGCGCCGCAAGCGGGCCAAGCUCAUCGGCAAGUACCUGAUGGGGGACCUGCUGGGGGAAGGCUCUUACGGCAAGGUGAAGGAGGUGCUGGACUCGGAGACGCUGUGCAGGAGGGCCGUCAAGAUCCUCAAGAAGAAGAAGUUACGAAGGAUCCCCAACGGGGAGGCCAACGUGAAGAAGGAAAUUCAACUACUGAGGAGGUUACGGCACAAAAAUGUCAUCCAGCUGGUGGACGUGUUAUACAACGAAGAGAAGCAGAAAAUGUAUAUGGUGAUGGAGUACUGCGUGUGUGGCAUGCAGGAGAUGCUGGACAGCGUGCCAGAGAAGCGUUUCCCGGUGUGCCAGGCCCACGGGUACUUCUGUCAGCUGAUUGACGGCCUGGAGUACCUGCACAGCCAGGGCAUCGUGCACAAGGACAUCAAGCCCGGGAACCUGCUGCUCACCACCGGGGGCACCCUCAAAAUUUCCGACCUGGGCGUGGCCGAGGCACUGCACCCGUUCGCGGCGGACGACACCUGCCGGACCAGCCAGGGCUCCCCGGCUUUCCAGCCACCCGAGAUUGCCAACGGCCUGGACACCUUCUCCGGCUUCAAGGUGGACAUCUGGUCAGCUGGGGUCACCCUCUACAACAUCACCACGGGUCUGUACCCCUUCGAAGGGGACAACAUCUACAAGCUGUUUGAGAACAUUGGGAAGGGGAGCUACGCCAUCCCGGGUGACUGUGGCCCCCCGCUCUCCGACCUGCUGAAAGGGAUGCUUGAGUACGAGCCGGCCAAGAGGUUCUCCAUCCGGCAGAUCCGGCAGCACAGCUGGUUCCGGAAGAAACACGCUCCGGCCGAGGCGCCGGUGCCCAUCCCGCCGAGCCCGGACACCAAGGACCGGUGGCGUAGCAUGACUGUGGUGCCGUACUUGGAGGACCUGCACGGCGCGGACGAGGAUGAGGACCUCUUUGACAUCGAGGACGACAUCAUCUACACUCAGGACUUCACGGUGCCCGGACAGGUCCCGGAAGAGGAGGCCAGUCAGAAUGGACAGAGCCGGGGCCUCCCCAAGGCCGUGUGUAUGAACGGCACGGAGGCGGCGCAGCUGAGCACCAAAUCCAAGGCGGAGGGCAGGGCCCCCAACCCCGCCCGCAAGGCCUGCUCUGCCAGCAGCAAGAUCCGCCGGCUGUCGGCCUGCAAGCAGCAGUGAGGGUGGCCACCUGCAGCCCGUGUCCAGGAGCCCCGCCAGGUGCCCGCGCCAGGCCCUCAGUCUUCCUUCCGGUCCCGCCCGCCCUCCCGGAGAGGUGGCUGCCAUGCCUCUGUGCCGACCACGCCCCAGGACCUCCGGAGCACCCUGCAGGGCCGGGCAGGGGGACAGCAGGGACCGGGCACAGCCCUCCCCUCGGCCGCCCGGCAGUGCACGCUUGUUGACUGCAGCCCAGGGCAGAGCCUUCCCGGGCAGGCGAGGGAGGAGGGAGGCGGCCUCGAUGCACUUUACGUGGAGACUACUGGCCCCGCCCGUGGCCUCGUGCUCCGCAGGGCGCCCAGCGCAGUCCCCGCCGCAGACCAGCGGGCGGGUGUGGAGACCAGGCUCCUGGCCCUGCCAUGCAUGCAGCACCGCCCGGAAGCCGCGCGGCCACUUUGGUUUUGUUUGGUUGGUUCCAUUUUCUUUUUUUCUUUUUUUUUUUAAGAAAAAAUAAAAGGUGGAUUUGAGCUGUGGCUGUGAGGGGUGUUUGGGAUCUGCUGGGUGGCCGGGGGGGGCCGCGGGGUUGGGCUCACGUCGCAGCUGCCUUUGCGCGCUCGGGUCACCCUGCUUCGGCCGCCCGGUCUGAGGGCAGGACCCCUCACCUCCCCCAAGGGACCCCAGAGAAGGAGCGAGCAGGAGUGUGCAGUCAGUAUGUAUAAUCAUCCAGAAAACAGAAACACGAGAAACGCCAUCGCGGGAUGGUGCAGACGCGGCGGGGGCUCGGAGGGCGUGGUGCGGGCCAGGGCGCCCGAAUUUGGCAAUAAAUAAAGCUUGGGAAGCUUGGA
This is a messenger RNA of Cercocebus atys (sooty mangabey), 3249 nucleotides long. RefSeq names its product serine/threonine kinase 11 (gene STK11). Gene Ontology annotation, cellular component: cytoplasm; nucleus. Bases 1127 to 2428 code for a protein of 433 amino acids. The record is from RefSeq and is a predicted model, not a curated record. The transcript is spliced from 10 exons. Lineage: Eukaryota; Metazoa; Chordata; Mammalia; Primates; Cercopithecidae. Gene Ontology annotation, biological process: glucose homeostasis; regulation of cell growth; establishment of cell polarity. Gene Ontology annotation, molecular function: ATP binding; protein kinase activator activity; protein serine/threonine kinase activity.